Molecule: messenger RNA, 1510 nt
Organism: Erigeron canadensis
Lineage: Eukaryota; Viridiplantae; Streptophyta; Magnoliopsida; Asterales; Asteraceae
Product: post-GPI attachment to proteins factor 3-like
Exons: 5
Coding region: 115-1146 (343 amino acids)
Biological process (GO): GPI anchor biosynthetic process
Cellular component (GO): endoplasmic reticulum membrane
Molecular function (GO): hydrolase activity, acting on ester bonds
Source: RefSeq, a predicted model, not a curated record
UCAUCAUAUCCAAUUUAUUCGCAUAUACUUCAGUUUCCGGUCCUUUUAAUUAAUUUAUUUUUUUAAUAUAUUCUUUUUUUCUAGUAAUAUUUCCUUCUUAUUCUCUUCGCUCCGAUGGCAAUACGACGUCGUUUUUCCGUUUUCGUCGUUGCCUUUUUUUGCUUUGUUUCUGGUCUCACCGCCAGUGAUGGCGAUUCUGAUCCGAUUUAUAUAGCUUGUGUUGAGCAAUGCGAAAAGACUGGAUGCGUGGGGAAUAUAUGCCUCCAACACUGCAAUUUGACGUCUGAUAAGAAGUCUGUGAGUGAUCCAUGGUAUCUACAAGAGCCACUAUACAUAAAAUGGAAAAAAUGGGACUGUCUUAGUGGGUGCCGAUAUCAGUGUAUGCUGGUUAGGGAGGAAGAAAGAGUUAAAGCUGGAGACAAGCCUGUUAAGUAUCAUGGGAAAUGGCCGCUCCAACGUGCCUUUGGGAUUGAGGAACCUGUUGCUGUGGCACUCUCUGCUCUCAAUCUUGCAGUGCAAUUUCAUGGAUGGGUUUCCUUCUUCAUUCUUGUGAACUACAAGUUGCCUCUGAAGCCAAAUAGACAGAGCUACUAUGAAUACAUUGGGCUGUGGCAUAUCUAUGGGACAUUAUCAAUGAACUUUUUAUUUUGGAGUGCUGUAUAUCACAGUAGGGAUGUGGAGAUGACGGAAAAACUAGAUUACUCAUCUGGUGCAGCAGUGCUUGGAUUUUCUCUUAUAGCGGCUAUAAUGCGAGCUUUCAAUGUAAAAAGUGAGGCUAGCCGGGUGAUGGUUUCAGCUCCAUUGAUUGCUUUCGUGACCACCCAUAUCCUGUACCUGAAUUGCUAUCAGCUUGAUUAUGGUUUAAACACGAAGGUUUGCUUUACCAUGGCAGUAGCACAGCUACUCAUUUGGGGAAUCUGGACUGGGGUUUCUAACCACCCUUCUCGAUGGAAGAUUUGGUUGAUGGUAUUUGGAGAAGCUCUAAUUAUUUUCUUUCAAAUUUUUGACUUUCCACCCUUUUGGGGUUUUUUGGAUGCUGAUGGUCUUUCGCAUGCCAUUGCCAUUCCCGUAUCCUAUAUUUGGUGGAGUUUCAUUCAGGAUGACAGUGAACAUAGAACUGAAGUACUCUCCAAAAAAGCAACUUAGAACAAAUGUCGGGUACAUUCCUUCACGGGUGGUAAAUUGUGGUUAUACCAAACUUAGAAACUGGUCAUUUCUUGUUUAUUCAGGUAGAGUUAUUGCUUUUUUUGCUUGCGUGCUAGUGUUUUUAUAAAACGCUAUGCAUAUCGAGUUUCUUUGUAUUAAAAGUUGUGUCGAUAUGGGUUCGGGUGUUUAUUUAGGGAUUCUUGUUCAAGAUUUUGGUUGUUUUUUUGAAAGCUCCAGGCCGUUGGUUUUUACGGAUUUAUAAGUUGGUGUCUGUACCGCUUAGUGCGGACCUGCCUUUUGGCUUUAUCUUAUGGAGCUUUUGUAUGCUGUUAUUUUUAAUAAGAAUCCAUUUUAUGUUUCUCAA